AGUAAAUAAUUUCCUUCUUCAAAAUAAAAGACUAUAGAAUUAUGAAUAACAUAUAUAAGAUUUUAAAUAAAUUUAGCUAUGUGCGUUCGCUAACUAACACUCAAUGAUAAAAUCAAAAUUCUGUUUUUGGACACUUGUCCUAGGCGGUCUCCAGAAUAUUCUAACCUUUAUAUGGCAUAUUACAAUUGUCUGCUCUAUGGGCUGUAAUAUUCAAGCAUUCAUGAUAAGCGACUCCCUGAUCAAAGGAAAAACAAUCAAAAACAUAUGGGGGAAUCCCCAAUUCUGCACGUCCCAGAAACAUCCACAAUAUCAUGCGUGCCAUGACGAUUUCGUUAUAAUGGCAAGAAUCAAAGAACCUAUUCAACCCAAUACCGAUACAAAUACCCUCUACAAAAUAGAUACAAAAAAGAUAUACAAAGAUGCAAAAAGUAUCGCUAUUUUUCGUUAUCUCUCUAUCCAUCAAUCACUGACCAUGGGAAAUUGCAAAAAUUUUAAAUUAAUCACAGGAAGAAAAUAUCUUUUAACGGGUCAAAUAUCCGGCUCGAAAUACAAAAACGAUGACGUUAUAAAGAUAGACAAUCACAGCUGGAUCCGGUCAUGGCAAAACGUGACCGUGAGACAGAGGAAAGGAUUUCACAAAUCAUAUCACAAUUAUUGCCAAUGCAAGAUGAAAUUUUGCAAAUUCAGUUUCAUUGAUCGAUGUAGUAAAGAACCUCCACUGUCAUCUAAAAAUAACUCGCUAUAUCUCAAAAAAAUGGAGCUAUUACAAAAUAGCGUUUUGGUCGAUAACACUUACCAUAACCUUUGUAGGUUCGGCUCCCUUCGACCUAAAUUGCUCAAAGAUUGCCAAAAUAAGUGGACAUUUUGCCAACAAAUAGGCCAAGAUGCCUACGAAUGGAACAGAAACGAAUACUACAUAAAUUGUUUAAACAGAGAAUCACAAUCUAAAUUUAACAACUUUACUUAAGAUACAAGUCUGAUAAAAGACUUAUGAAGAACAAUUCAUUGAAUGUGUUGUUAUAAGGAAUCUGUCUUUUUUACAUCUUACUAAAAAAAAGAAGAAUAUAUGUAUUUUUUUACCUUAUCCUAAGGUGGUCUAAAGUUUUUUUUAGAUAUCUUUUACUUUAUUAGUCCUAAUCUAUUUUUGC
Gordionus sp. m RMFG-2023 is the source of this 1148-nucleotide messenger RNA. RefSeq lists its product as uncharacterized. Gene Ontology annotation, molecular function: protease binding; metalloendopeptidase inhibitor activity. Gene Ontology annotation, cellular component: extracellular matrix. NCBI's taxonomy places the organism in Eukaryota, Metazoa, Nematomorpha, Gordioida, Chordodea, Parachordodidae. The record is from RefSeq and is a predicted model, not a curated record. The coding region runs from base 104 to 967 and encodes 287 amino acids. The transcript has 6 exons. Gene Ontology annotation, biological process: negative regulation of membrane protein ectodomain proteolysis; negative regulation of endopeptidase activity.